GAGAGGCAGAUACGGAGGUCCACAGACAGCAGCGGCGUGCAGAGUGCAGCAUGCAGACUGGCCACUGACGCUGCUGUUGGAUUGAACACACAUGCAGACACACACACACCCCUGAGGAGUGUAUGAGACAUGCCCAGGCUGCUGUCCAUGGACACACACACACUGGCAGGGCACCAGAGAGGAAAUACAGCAAACCCCCGAGCCUGAGGAGCUAUGGAGAGCAGCAUGUUCUUUGGUAACACAUGUCAAAAUGGCCUCAUGCCUGCAUUGGUGCGUCCCACCCUGCCUGCUGUCCAGACCUCGCUGGCCAUGAAGCAGUUUCUACCUAUUCCUUUGGAUACAGCCUCAGCGGUCAGCCUCUUUCCAGGAUUCAACACAAUGGACCCGGUGCAGAAAGCCGUCCUCCAUCACACCCUCGGACUCCCUCCCACCGCCAAGAGGAAGCAUGUCUCCUGCAGCGUUUGCCAGCUGAGGUUCAACUCACAGAGCCAGGCCCUGGCCCACUACAAGGGCACCAAACAUGCCAAGAAGCUAAAAGCCCUGGACGCCCCGAAGAGUAAGCUCAAAGGCUCAGUGGUCACCAAGGAAACCGCCAACCAGGAGAUGGCCAAGGGCAUCAACACCUCACAGGUCCCCAACAACACUGAGAGGAAAGAUGGCCUCCCUGGAACAGCGCCCCUAGCGUUUUCCCCCGUGCUCAGAACAGCACAACCCCUGGCAUCCUUGGCGACCCCUACCACGCCGACGCCAGCACCUGUGGCCUCGCUGACAGUGCCGAGCAGCACGGCGGCCACAGCCCCAGAGACUACCUCAGCUGCUGGGGGAGAAGAGGGGCACUCAAAGCUAAAUUCCCCAUCAGAACCCGACCUCCCGGAGCCCGAUGCCGAACCCGAAGUGGAGACAGACGCAGAAACGGAGGAGGAGAAAGCUCGUCGUCUUCUCUACUGCUCCCUCUGCAAAGUGGCAGUCAACUCCGCAUCACAGCUGGAGGCUCACAAUAGCGGUACGAAGCACAAGACGAUGCUCGAGGCCAGGAGCGGCGUGGGUUCCAUCAAGUCUUUUCCUCGAGCAGGAGUCAAAAGCAAACUGGCUACAUCCUCCAAAUCAUCCACAGGCCUGCAGAACAAAACGUUUUACUGUGAGACAUGUGACGUGCACGUCAACUCAGAGACUCAGCUAAAACAGCACAUCAGCAGCCGACGUCAUAAAGACCGAGCAGCAGGUAAACCAGCCAAACCGAAAUAUAGCCCCUACAGCAAACCACAGAAAGGCCAGACCAAGCAGCCGAUAAAAUUGAUUUUGGGGAAGGAGCGCCAGUGUCAGCCUCUGACCACACAGAUCAUACCUGCUCACCUGGCGGCAGUGGCAGCAGCUGCCGCAGCCAUCGGCAACUCUUUCACGCACCGCACGAACAGCGCCACUAAUCACACCCCGACCCCUGCGCUCUUUCAGACACAAACCCUGCCUGCUGCACUGCUCCGCCCAGCCCCCGGGCCUGUCAGGACCUCCCAUCCACAAGUCCUAUUUGCCCCUUAUUGACCCGUUCGACCCAGCUGGAGCUACUCUGCCUCUGCUCAAGGAACUGACCAUACGGGUCACCCAGACCAGGCCAAGGAGUGCUUUCGGCAACCGUACUGCUUCUAUGCAUCCAGAAUACUGAACAUCAUUGUGUCAUUAUCGGACCUGUACUGUUUCUCACCUCUCCUCAUGUGGAUUAACCUCCAUUCAGAGCAUCGGGUGCUUUCUCAUGCUGGAUUUAUUUCUCUAAUCUCACUGGACUUUACAUGCUUUCUGUGCCAUCCUGCUGCCCAUGGCUCAUGCCUAGACCCCGGACUUGAACCUACAUUGUACCGCAAUAAUAUAUAAGACUAACCCCGUGAACUAUGCAGUGUCAUUAUUUCAUGAAGCGAGGCGCAGUUUGAGCUAAAAUAUGGUGGGGAUAUGCUUUCUGUAAAGAUGCAGCGUGGCACUUAGAUCACUGCUUUGGUGGAGGAUUACUGUCACUCAUAAUUUAAAAGGUUGUUACAAAUUGUAGGAGUGAGCAAAGCCCUCCUCUGUUCCUGUAUGCACUUUAAGCCCCUCCUCCGUUGAUGUCUGCAUUAGAUGGUUAGACUAUGUUAGAUGGUUAGUAUAUGUCGUACUGUGUGUUUUUUGUAUCCGUCCUUGCAUAAGUGUGUGUGUGUGUGUGUGUGUGUGUGUGUGUGUGUGUGUGUGUGUGUGUGUGUGUGUGUGUGUGUGUGAGUGAGAGAGAGAAAGCUUUCCAUCCACCAUAAGCCAUCCCAGUCGAUAUCCAGCGCACAUUGUCACUGACCAUGUCUCGGGCCAGAGGGACCACAAAGGCUUGUCUGUGUUAACUGUCAAUGUGUAAAAGGUGAACAGUUUCAAAUAAAAGAGCCCUAAUUUGUUAA
Messenger RNA from Pelmatolapia mariae (spotted tilapia), 2408 nucleotides. RefSeq names its product zinc finger protein 385D (gene znf385d). Gene Ontology annotation, cellular component: nucleus. The record is from RefSeq and is a predicted model, not a curated record. Lineage: Eukaryota; Metazoa; Chordata; Actinopteri; Cichliformes; Cichlidae. The transcript has 8 exons. The coding region runs from base 214 to 1539 and encodes 441 amino acids. Gene Ontology annotation, molecular function: nucleic acid binding; zinc ion binding.